AAAUCGGGUAUGCCCGCCAGGUGUUCGAUGCAUUUCCUGACCCGUAUGUGUAUUUGUGGAAUGCCAUCAUCAAAGGGUACGCAAGACACGGUCUUUUUAUCGACGCCAUUGACACUUACAGAACUAUGCAACUUGUGUUCGAAAGGCCCGACAGUUUUACGUUACCUUACGUUCUUAAGGCAUGUGGUGACUUGCUGGCUUUUAAGGUCGGUUGUGCUGUUCAUGGACAGGCUUUUAGACUAGGGUUCGAAUCUGAUGUUUUCGUGCAAAACAGUGUUGUUUCAUUUUACACAAAGUGUGGAAGGAUUGAUCUUGCUCGUGUUUCGUUUGACCGGAUGCGUGACAGGAAUAUUGUCUCGUGGACUUCGGUUAUUUCUGGGUGUUCUCAGAAUGGACAACCUGUUGAGGCUCUUAAGAUAUUCAGCGAAAUGAGAGGAUUGAAUGUGGUGCCUGACUGGGUGGUACUUGUUACUGUACUGACAGCUUAUACUAAUAUAGGGGACUUGAAAAGCGGCGAGAGCCUUCAUUCUCUGGUGAUCAAAAUGGGUAUUGAGUUUGAGCAAGACUUGCAGGUUGCGCUCACAACUUUGUAUUCAAAAUGUGGGCAAGUUAGGACUGCAAAACAUCUAUUUAACAAAGUAGAGGUUCGCGACGUGAUUCUAUGGAAUGCCAUGAUAUCUGGUCAUGCAAAACAAGGUCAAGCUAGUGAUGCUGUUAACCUUUUCCAAGAGAUGAUAUCAAAGAAUAUCAAACCUGAUGUCGUAACUAUACAGUCUACGAUCAUGGCUUGUGCACAACUGAGAUUUCUUGGUCAUGCAAGAUGGAUCGAAGAUUAUGUUACCAACAGCAGCUACCAAGACGAUGUUGUUGUCAAUACAUCUCUUGUCGACAUGUAUUCCAAAUGCGGAUGUGUGAAUUUUGCCCGCAACGUAUUUGAUAGGGCAAAAAAGAAAGAUGUGGUUUUAUGGAGUGCUAUGAUAAUGGCUUAUGGCUCGCACGGUCGGGGGAGAGAAGCCAUUGAUCUUUUCUAUGCAAUGAAACGGUCAAGGGUCUCUCCGAAUGAUGUGACUUUCCUAGGGCUCCUUGUGGCUUGCAAUCAUUCUGGGCUCAUACAAGAGGGAUUAGAAUUCCUCAACUGCAUGAGGGAUCAUGGAAUCAAACCGCACCACCAGCAUUACGCUUGUGUUGUUGAUCUGCUGGGUCGUGCCGGGUAUCUUGAGAAGGCACGCGGCUUUAUCGAGACAAUGCCAGCUGAACCAUCUGUUUCAGUUUGGAAGGCACUACUGAGUGCAUGUAAGAUGCAUUGCCAUGUGAGAUUGGGUGAGUAUGCUGCACAGAGACUUUUUGCAUUGGAUCCACUUAACAGAGAUCACUAUGUGCAGUUGUCCAAUCUCUAUGCCUUGGCACACAUGUGGGAUAGAGUUGGAGAUGUAAGAAUGUUGAUGAAGGAGAAGGGAUUGAACAAUGAGAAGCAAGGGCAUAGUGUUAUUGAAAUAACUUGAGUGCCAAGGACAUAUUCUUACAUAAGUCAAAUGCUCCAUUUGUUGUGUGUAAUUUUGUCCUUGAUAGGACUUGGUUCUCUUGUUAAUAAGUUAAAAUUCGUGUGAUUUUGUUUAGAAAAGAGAAUAAAAAUAAUUACUGGGUACAAAA
Molecule: messenger RNA, 1650 nt
Organism: Cuscuta campestris
Lineage: Eukaryota; Viridiplantae; Streptophyta; Magnoliopsida; Solanales; Convolvulaceae
Source: the annotation of a GenBank genome assembly